Messenger RNA from Pochonia chlamydosporia 170, 2379 nucleotides. Its product is annotated as kinesin-II. NCBI's taxonomy places the organism in Eukaryota, Fungi, Ascomycota, Sordariomycetes, Hypocreales, Clavicipitaceae. The record is from RefSeq and is a predicted model, not a curated record. The coding region runs from base 1 to 2379 and encodes 792 amino acids. The transcript is spliced from 2 exons. Gene Ontology annotation, molecular function: ATP binding; microtubule binding; microtubule motor activity. Gene Ontology annotation, biological process: microtubule-based movement.
AUGGCAAUGCCUGGUUUGCCAAUGAACAAAACUCAGAAAAGCACUGGACAUACAUUAUCAUGGGCUCCUGCAAAAUCUGCGCCGUCCUCGUCGAGGAGAGGCCUCCGAGGGUCAUCGAGUAUCUUGCCGCCUCCAACUCCCGCCCCAACCAAACUUUUGCCUGAACCACCACAAUUACCCAGCAUAAAUGCGGUAAGCGCAGCAGGCAAGGCUCCUAGGAAGACCGUCAACAUCAGCUUGUUUCCAUAUCCGCCACGAGGCGACAACCGGUUUAGCAGCCGGCCACAUAAUCCGUUGGUGAACGAAAAGACACGAGCCCAGAAAUCGAAGAAACCAAAGGAGCUUUCCAAUCUUCACUUUUCACCAUCUACUCCGAGUUUGCUGUUCGUUAGCGGAGAGGAUAAAGCUAUUAGCAACCAGCGAAUGUCCGGUGGUCUGAUUAACAUCUCAUCACCGCAACAAAAUCGAAGGGCUUUGGUACAGGAUUGUUACUCAACAUCUGCCACGACACAUGAUGAAUUUGUGGAUGGGGAGGCUCUCUUUUCCAACUCAGCGUCCGACAAUCGAUCAUCCAAAUCCGAUGGUAGAGGUAACGUCAUUGUUAGCGUGCGAGUUCGCCCAGACAGCAACGCUGGCCAGUCUAAUCCUGAAGGGGAGUGGAUGGUCGAUGAGCGCAAGUCACUUAUUGUGUACAAUGGCAAGGAGGGCGGCGAAUAUAUCUAUGACAACGUCUUCACAACGCAUGAUAACAAUGCACGCGUGUAUAAUCAUAUAGCACGGCGCCUCGUCCGAAGAGUCAUGGAAGGUUAUCAUGGAACAGUCUUUGCUUACGGUAUGUCCGGUACUGGGAAGACAUUUUCGAUGCAAGGAACAGACGCAUCACCAGGCAUCAUCCCUCUUGCAAUUAACGACAUCUUCUCAUACAUUCGCGAAAGUCCUUCCCAAGAAUUUUUGCUGCGUGUCAGCUACCUUGAAAUUUAUAAUGAGAGAAUUCAUGACUUGUUAAGCAUGCCGUCGGGCAGCAGUGUUGCUAAAGCUCUGCAACAGAGCGAAAUUAAACUUCGCGAAGACAGCAAGCGAGGUGUGUAUGCCACACCUUUAAAGGAAGAAAUCGUCCAGAGCCCCACCCAAAUGCUGCAAGUCAUUGCGCGCGGUCACCAGGCAAGAUGCACGGCUAGCACACAAUUCAACGCCCGCAGUUCUCGAAGUCACGCUGUUGUUCAAAUUGUAGUUGAAAGCCGCGAGCGUAUACCAGGUUGUGACACUGGCGGAACAGAUGGCAAGCAUUCUGCUGUUCUCCCGAGUGGUGUUCGUUUGUCUACCCUAAGCUUGAUUGAUUUGGCAGGCUCUGAAAAGACAGCCGAGUCCAAAGAGCGGAGACAUGAAGGGGCCUAUAUAAAUAAGAGCCUUCUCACGCUGGGAACCGUCAUCUCAAAGCUCUCUGAGCGGAAAGACAUAGAGAGCAAAGGCGGCGACAAAACAAAUAAGCAUCUGCCAUAUCGCGAUAGCAAACUGACACGUCUCCUUCAAGGGGCUUUAUCUGGCAAUUCACUGGUGAGUAUUCUUUGCACAGUCCAGAUUGGAGCAGCUGGGAGCGCAGCGGCAGUGGACACCCAGACGACCGAAACUCUCAACACCUUGAAAUUUGCCACCCGAGCCAAGAACGGCAUUGCCAGUCACGCCAGGCGGGCAGAAAAAGCUGUCCGUGCUGGAGGCGGAGGCGGCGCUAGAGUGCUGCUGGAGCGGUAUCGCAUGGAGUUAUCGGAGCUACGAAAGCAGCUUGACGUCCAGAAGAACAAGAAGGGCGGCAAGAACAGCGAGGCGGAUAGGGAUAAGGAGAAGGACAAGAAGGCAAAGAAGUACAAGGCAAAUGAGGCCGUAGAGAGACACAAGGAGCAAAUGCGGGAGACGCAGCUUGCAAAGACAGCUUUCAAGGAACGAACUGGUCACCUCAUCAGCUCCAAGUCGAUUGGUGCCGAUUCCAAUGGCCCAUCAAGCUCACUUGGGCAAUACGCUCGAUUCUCUCACCUGUUUCUUACACGAACACCUGUUGAAUUUUCGGUGCCAAGUGAGAGUAUUGUGGUGGGUGUAGAUCACAGUGUCGCGGCUGCCUUGAAAGAGAAGGAUGCUCAAAUUGCUGAUCUCCGUGCUCGACUUGACGACAAAGACCGCAUGCUUGCCGCUAUGUGGGGCGCAGCACGCUCAAGAGACAAGGCUCACGCGUCCGCAGCAACGCAUCCAGCCAAAACGAUGCCAAAUAUCCCUGCGCCUAAGCAGACGCAUAGGAGGUGGAUCAUGGGCACCGAUGAGAUGAAGACGAUGCUUGAAGAGGUGAUCCAGGACAGCGUCGAGACGGUACACGUCAUUCGUGGAUCUUGA